AUGGCUGACGAUUUGGAAGUCAAUGAUAAUAAUAAACGUCCCCUCGAGAACAACAAUAGCAAAGAAGCAGAUGAAUCGGGUAAGCAAUACUAUAAUUAUUUCAUGUUACUGAUCAAAGUCGUAGCUCUCAAACUAAGACUAAUCGAUUUCGUAGAUGAUGACAUCGGACCUAUGCUUCCUCCCCCUCCUGGAGAUGAUGUGCCUCGAAAAAAGAAAAGAACACUUGCCUAUGAGAAGCUUUAUUUAGAACAACUGCCUAGUGCCGACAUGUACGAAAAGAGUUAUAUGCAUCGUGAUGUACUCAGUCAAGUAGCCGUUACAAAGAAUGACUUUGUCGUUACUACUUCUGUUGACGGGCAUUUGAAGUUUUGGAAAAAGACUGGCACCGGCAUCGAGUUUGUCAAACACUAUAAAUCACAUUUAUCAAGCAUUGUUGACAUCAGCUUGUCCAGUGACAGCGAAUUGCUAGCCACCAUCUCUGAUGAUAAAUCCAUGAAAGUGUAUGAUAUCACAAAUUUUGACAUGAUAAAUAUGGUCAAAUUACAGUUUAAACCAAAAGCAGUCUGUUGGAUUCAUCAGAAGGGUCAAGCUCAAGCAUUGGUUGCAGUGUCAGAAGCCGAAAACUCCAAUAUUCAUAUAUACGAUGGACGGUCAGAUGGGAAACCACUUCACACAUUAUCAAAGCUGCAUUCUAAACCAGUCAAUAUUAUACGAUUCAAUGCUAAAUUUAACACAGUAAUAUCCGUUGAUUCAAUCGGUAUGAUGGAGUAUUGGUCACCAGAAGAGCCAUUUGGGUUUCCAGAUAAUCUGGGUUUUGAAAUGAAAUCACAAACUGAUCUAUAUGAAUUCAGAAAGAAAAAAUCUGUACCUACUUGCUUGACUUUUUCAGAAGAUGGACUCAGUUUCGUAACUAUGAGUUUUCCUGAUCGUCAAGUUCGACUAUUUAAAUUCUUAACAGGCAAAAUGUUCCGCGAAUAUGAUGAAAGUCUACACGUAAUUAGCGAAAUGCAACAAGCAGGCACAUCAAUCUUUAAAUUAGAUGAUAUGGAAUUUGGUAGACGUUUGGCAGUUGAAAAGGAACUCGAGAAAUCGGGUCAAGCAAAAUUUGUUAAUGCUGUGUUCGACGAGAGCGGAAAUUUUGUUAUCUAUGGUGCAUUGGUUGGUAUAAAAGUUGUAAAUAUCAAAACGAAUAGAGUUGUUCGCGUUAUUGGCAAAUCAGAAUCGAACAGAUUUGUCAAUGUUGGGUUAUAUCAAGGCGCACCUAAGAGAAAAGGCGUUUACACUCUGGCUAUGGCUGCAUCGGAUAAUGCUGCCCUAAAAGAAAGCCAAGAACUUGAUCCUACCUUGUUCUGUACAGCAUUCAACAAGAAUCGAUUUUAUAUGCUGACACGUAGAGAACCCUUUGAUGACGGACAAAAGGGUGAACGUGAUGUUUUCAACGAGAAGCCAUCGCGUGAGGAACAAACUGUGGCUGCUACUCAAGAAAGGAGGAAACUUAUGGGCACGUCAGCUAUCUUACGUACAACGUCUGGUGAUAUUCACAUGCGUCUCUUUGCUGACGCGGCACCAAAAGCAGUUGAGAACUUCGUUACCCACGCUAAAAACGGAUAUUACGAUAAUCUUAUAUUUCAUCGUGUUAUCAAGGGAUUCAUGAUCCAAACAGGUUGUCCUUUUGGAGAUGGUACUGGUGGAGAGUCUAUUUGGGGCAGUGAUUUUGAAGAUGAAUUUUCCAGAGAAUAUAAACAUGACCGCCCGUAUACUGUAAGUAUGGCAAACGCAGGACCCAAUACGAAUGGAAGUCAGUUCUUCAUCACUGUCGCUCCUACGCCAUGGCUCGAUAAUAAACAUACAGUAUUCGGACGAGUCACUGCGGGCAUGGAUGUUGUACAUAGUAUAGAAAAUGCUAAAGUAGAUAAAACUAGUAAACCUUACGAUGACAUCAAGAUUAUCAAUAUUGAAAUUCGUUGA
Mycotypha africana is the source of this 1968-nucleotide messenger RNA. RefSeq names its product peptidyl-prolyl cis-trans isomerase cyp15. NCBI's taxonomy places the organism in Eukaryota, Fungi, Mucoromycota, Mucoromycetes, Mucorales, Mycotyphaceae. The transcript has 10 exons. Bases 1 to 1968 code for a protein of 655 amino acids. Gene Ontology annotation, biological process: protein peptidyl-prolyl isomerization; protein folding. The record is from RefSeq and is a predicted model, not a curated record. Gene Ontology annotation, molecular function: peptidyl-prolyl cis-trans isomerase activity; protein binding.